GUGGGCGGAGCCAGAGUCACGCCCAGCCAGAACCUGGCACCGGAAGUGUGUUUGUGUAGAACUGCAGCCUGGAGGCGGGACAGGAAGUGUUCCAGAAGCGGAAGUUUCACGGGGAAGAUUUUGCAUCUAGGACACUUCCUGUUUCCUAGUAACAAUAGGAAGUGUCCGCGGAGGUGGGGGGUAGAGUUCUGGAUCAUACCAGCUGUGCCCUCUUCUCUCUACCUUCCUCUUCCUUCACCUCCGUCUUUUCUUCUUGCACUGUGCUUCCCCAUUUCCGGGAACCCUGGCUGACUGUUCGUGUGUAGGAGCGCGAGACCCCCCCAAAGCCACCCCCUGGGGCGCGCGGCUGCAGUUAGGGUAAGGGUCCCAGUGCGCAGGCGCGCUCUCGUUCGCGGUUCCCAACGGACGCGCCCGCGGCGGGAACGGGAAGGGGUCGGCGGUGCAAGGCCUUGGCUCCUCCACCAGAAGAAGAUGCUGCUGCCACCUGUCUGUUCCUCCUGAACCUCCAGGUUUCUGUCACAUUGACCCAUGGAGGACACGCCUCUCUCACUUAGCUGCUCUGACUGUCAGCGUCACUUUCCUAGUAUCCCAGAACUGUCACGGCACCGAGAACUGCUCCAUCCAUCUCCCAACCAGGAUAGUGAGGAAGUUGACAGCAUCCCUCGUCCCUAUCGCUGUCAGCAGUGUGGGCGGGGCUACCGUCACCCCGGGAGCCUGGUCAACCACCGCCGAACCCACGAGACUGGCCUUUUCCCUUGUACCACCUGUGGCAAGGACUUUACUAAUCCCAUGGCCCUCAAGAGCCACUUGAGGACUCAUGCUCCUGAAGGCCGGCGCAGGCGCAGGCCCCCCCGCAAAGAAGCCACUCCACAUGUCCAGAGUGAGACCGUGUCCACUGACUCCUGGGGCCAGAAGCUUGGCCCUGGGGAAGGCUGGGGAAACCAGACAAAACAUACAAAAGACACACCUGGUUGUGAGUCUGGAUCUGACCCUAGGGCAACCUCUGGCACUUGGGAAGAUCUGCCUACCAGACAAAGGGAAGGCUGGGAAAAUCAACCAGAUGCUGAGGAGAUUGCAGAGGUCUGGGGGUCCACCACCAAUUCUGCCAGAACCCCACCUCUCCCCACCCCAGCAAGCAGCCUCCUUAGCAAUUUGGAACAGUAUUUGGCUGAAUCAGUAGUGAACUUCACUGGGGGACAAGAGCUCACCCAGUCUCCUCCUGCCGAGGAGGAACGGCGAUACAAGUGCAGUCAGUGUGGCAAGACCUACAAGCAUGCUGGUAGCCUCACCAAUCAUCGCCAGAGCCACACCCUGGGUGUUUAUCCUUGUGCCAUCUGCUUCAAGGAGUUCUCUAACCUCAUGGCUCUGAAGAACCAUUCCCGACUACAUGCCCAAUAUCGGCCUUACCACUGUCCUUAUUGCCCUCGUGCCUUCCGGCUUCCCCGGGAUCUGUUGGAGCACCAGCAGUCCCAUGAGGUUGAAAGGCAGGAGCAACCGUGGGAAGAGAAAGGGAUGCCCACUACCAAUGGUCACACAGAUGAGAGCAGCCAGGACCAGCUACCUAGUAUACAGAUGCUGAAUGGCUCUGGGGAGCUCAGCACUUCUGGGGAGCUGGAAGACAGUGGCCUGGAAGAAUACCGGCCUUUCCGCUGUGGGGACUGUGGCCGUACAUACCGGCAUGCUGGGAGUCUCAUCAACCAUCGAAAGAGCCAUCAGACAGGUGUCUACCCCUGCUCAGUCUGUUCCAAACAGCUGUUCAAUGCAGCUGCUCUCAAAAACCAUGUGCGGGCUCAUCAUAGACCUCGGCAAGGAGCUGGGGAAGAUGGGCAGUCAUCAGUACCACCAGCUCCUUUGCUGUUGACUGAAACCACCCACAGAGAAGAUGGGGUCCCUACCACCACUCUAGACCAUCGCCCCUAUAAGUGCAAUGAAUGUGGUCGGGCUUACCGCCACCGAGGAAGCCUGGUGAACCACCGACACAGCCAUCGAACAGGAGAGUACCAGUGCUCACUAUGUCCCCGCAAGUACCCCAACCUAAUGGCCCUGCGAAACCAUGUACGGGUACAUUGCAAGGCUGCUCGCCGAAAUGCAGACCCAAGGACUGAGGGUCCCCCCAGCCACCUCAAGGUGGAACUCCCACCUGACCCAGUGGGAGCGGGGGCAGCCUUACACACAGAUCAGGAGCACUUAUGCAAACAUGAAGAAGAGGCCACUGAUAUCCCCCCAGUAGCAGAUGGGACAUCACCACAGAUAUGUAGCAUCUGUGGGAUGUUCUUUGAAGAUCUUGACAGUCUUGAACAUCAUGUCCUGACCCAUAGGGCAGGGGAAGUGGAAAAUAGGACAGAGGCCACAAUGUCACCUCCUCGGGCAUUUGCCUGCCGAGACUGUGGGAAGAGCUAUCGCCACUCGGGCAGCCUUAUCAACCACAGGCAGACCCACCAGACAGGGGACUUUAGUUGUGGGGCCUGUGCCAAACACUUCCAUACCAUGUCUGCCAUGAAGAACCAUUUGCGACGCCAUAGCCGACGGCGGAGCAGGCGGCAUCGAAAGCGGGGUGCCAGUAUGGGAGAAGCCAAACUCCCACCAGGGGGAACGUGGGUCCAGGAGUUGGAAGACAAUGGGGGCUUGGAUCAUCCCCAAGGACCUUUAGGAGAAAGUCCUUGUAGGACUGAAGGCAACUUGGAAAGUGAUGGGGACUGUUCACAGGCUGAAUCUGAAGGUGACAAAUGUGAGCUUGAGAGGAAUGAGGCCUGUAAUAAAGAGAGCAGAGACACUGAGAAUGGACUAGAAAGGAAGGAGUCUUGUUUUCUUGACAAUUUGGGCAUCCCAGAUAAUGAGGAAGGCAGCGGGACUCACUUCUGUAUUGGCCUUCCUGGGAUGGACAAAGACCAGAAACCGACUACUGAGCAGCCUAAUUCCUCUUCCCACUCUUCUGAAACUGUCACCAGCUGGCAAUCUGAGGUCACUCACACAUGUUCUGACUGUGGGCGCUCUUUCCCCCAUGCCACUGGCCUGCUAAGCCAUAGGCCCUGCCAUCCACCAGGCAUCUAUCAGUGCUCACUGUGCCCGAAGGAGUUUGACUCUCUGCCUGCCCUACGCAGUCACUUCCAGAACCAUGGGCCGGGGGAGGUAGUCUCAGCACAGCCCUUCCUCUGCUGCCUCUGUGGUAUGAUCUUCCCUGGGCGAGCUGGCUACAGGCUUCACCGGCGCCAGGCUCACAAUUCCUCUGGUAUGACUGAGGGCUCAGAGGAGGAGGGGGAAGAAGAAGGAGCUGUAGAGGCGGCCUCCACCCAAUCCCCUCCACUGCAACUCUCAGAAGCAGAGCUGCUGAAUCAGCUGCAGAGAGAGGUGGAAGCAUUGGAUGGAGCAGGUUAUGGGCACAUCUGUGGCUGCUGUGGUCAGACCUAUGAUGACCUGGGGAGCCUAGAACGUCACCACCAAAGUCAGAAUUCAGAAAACACCACAGACAAGGCUUCCAGCUGCUUGGAAAUGUUAGACGAUGCCACAGAGGUGGUUGCUGACAGUGUCUUUGAGGGCAUAGUGACCUCUGUUUCUGGAGAGGGUGGGGACACAAAGUCUGAAGAGGAAGUAGGUGGCACAGUUGCAGACAACCUUUGCAUGCAGGUUGAUGAAAGUUUUCUGGAGGUCCAACCCCGUCCCUUUCGCUGCAACCAGUGUGGCAAGACUUAUCGCCAUGGGGGCAGCCUAGUGAACCACCGCAAGAUCCACCAGACUGGGGACUUCAUCUGUCCUGUUUGCUCCCGCUGCUACCCCAACCUGGCUGCCUACCGUAAUCAUCUGCGGAACCACCCUCGCUGCAAAGGCUCUGAACCUCAAGUGGGACCCAUCCCAGAGGCAGGAGGCAGUAGUGAGCCCCAGAAUGUGGCAGAGAAGGUGCCAGAGCAGGCAGAAGUCGGAAAGCUCCAGGAAGAACUUAAAGUGGAGCCCUUGGAGGAGGUGGCUAGAGUGAAGGAAGAGGCAUGGGAAGAGACCACUGUGAAGGGGGAGGAGAUAGAGCCAAGGUUGGAGACGGCAGAGAAGGGCUGUCAGACAGAGGCCAGCUCUGAGCGGCCCUUCAGCUGUGAGGUGUGUGGCCGUUCAUACAAACAUGCUGGUAGCCUCAUCAAUCACCGGCAGAGCCAUCAGACUGGCCACUUUGGCUGCCAGGCUUGCUCCAAGGGCUUUUCAAACCUCAUGUCUCUCAAGAACCACCGGCGCAUCCAUGCAGACCCUCGGCGUUUCCGUUGCAGCGAAUGUGGGAAGGCCUUUCGCUUGAGGAAACAGCUGGCUAGUCACCAGCGAGUCCAUUUUGAGCGGCGUGGGGGUGCCCAAAAGAUGACUCGAGAAGAUCGUCCCUUCCGAUGUGGUCAGUGUGGACGGACCUACCGCCAUGCAGGCAGCCUCCUGAACCACCGGCGCAGCCAUGAGACAGGCCAAUACAGCUGUCCUACUUGCCCCAAGACUUACUCAAACCGCAUGGCCCUUAAGGACCAUCAGAGGCUGCAUUCUGACAGUCGGCGGCGGCGGGCAGGCCGGUCCCGGCGGGCAGCUGUACGCUGUGCUCUCUGUGGCCGGGGCUUUCCUGGCCGGGGAUCUCUAGAGCGGCACCUGAGGGAGCAUGAGGAAAAGACUAAACAGGAGCUGGCCAAUGGCCAUGGAGAACCAAGUGGUACAGAAGGCAAUGAAGAGAACCUGGCCAAUGAUCUGGGACUUAAAGACAGAUCAGGUAGUAUUGAGUCAGUACCCCAGGUAGAAGAUGGAGCCAUAAGACCAGGGGAACACAGUCAGAGCCCCAUCAGGGCAGAAGGUUCAGAUGCUGCAGAGCUACUGUCAUGGGGCAUGGGGAAGGCAGAUGGGUGGCAAGGAGAUAGGAAAUUAAUGAAUCACAGUGGAGAUUGGGUUCUUCAGGGUCAGCUGUUAACUAAGCCAGAAGACAAUGUCCCCAGUAGUCCUUGCCAUCUUCCUGACAGUCAGUCCAAUGGACCUAGUCUGAGUCAUGUGGAUAGCUGGGACAAUGGAGACAGCAGCUCUCAGUUCCAGCCAGAGAGCCAUUCCUAUACUUGUAGCCAAUGUGGUAAGACCUUUUGCCAAUCAGAUGGCCUUUUGAACCAUAAUACCCACAAGACAGAUCGCCACUAUUGCCUGCUUUGCUCCAAGAAUUUCUUAAACCCUGUAGCCACUAAGAGUCACAGCCACAACCACAUAGCUGCUCAGGCUUUUGCCUGCCCUGACUGUGGCAAGGCCUUUCAGUGCCACCAUGAACUGGUCACCCAUCUGCAGACUCAUGCCAAGGGCUACAGUCAGAUGCCAAGUCAGAUAGAGGAGGCCAGAGGUCCCCAAGCUGGGAUCAUAGAGGACAAAGCAGGUCUCCCUGGUCAAGAGAAAGCUCAGGAGGCCACUUCAGAACACCCCAGGGCUCCAGAAGAGACUGCUGAGCAAGUUAGUGGAGGGCAAGGAGUAAAUUCCAUAGCAGCUGAAGACAAGGAGCGUCCUUUCCGCUGUGCCCAGUGUGGGCGUUCCUACCGCCAUGCUGGGAGCCUGCUGAACCACCAGAAGGCCCACACCACUGGACUGUAUCCCUGCUCCCUGUGCCCUAAACUUCUACCUAACCUGCUGUCUCUUAAGAACCAUGGCAGGACCCACACAGACCCCAAACGCCACCGCUGCAACAUCUGUGGCAAGGCCUUCCGGACAGCUGCCCGGCUAGAGGGCCAUGGGCGGGUCCAUGCACCUCGUGAGGGACCUUUCACCUGCCCCCAUUGUCCCCGCCACUUCCGCCGCCGAAUCAGCUUCCUGCAGCAUCAGCAGCAACACCAAGAAGAAUGGACAGUGGCCAGAUCUGGAGCCCCAGUGGCACCAGCAACAGGCAGAGGGGAUUUGUCAUUGCCCCCUCCACCCACUCCCACAACCCAACUUCUGGACCCUUCACCCCAGUGGCCUGCAGACCUCAGCUUCUCCCUCUGAAUUUCAAGUCUCCAAAGAUCAGAACACUGGAGGGAGCGGGGGUGCAGGCAGAGAGGGGCUUGAUCUCCUUGUUUUGCUCAGGAGUAGCUUGGGCAUCCCCAUCUCUUUUCUCCUCUCCCUGUGAAGAGGACCCACAUCUGGCUUCUUUCCCAAGAAGGGGAAAGGUCAUUCCUCAUGUCCCUGCCCUUGAAGGACCUUCUUCCCCCAGCUUUUGUCACCAUGCUCUUCCUGGUGCCAGGCUCUGCCAAGGUGCUGAGCCACCCUCACCAGCUAGAUUCCAACACUGGGGAGUGGCAGACUCAGAGCACCAGGAGUGGGAAUGUUGCCUGUGGAAGGGGAGCCUUUUGCUACAGUUUGUAACUUAUUUUCUAAAGUCUAUUUUGUAACAAUUUAUUUAAGUUUAAAAAAUGGAAAAUUGCUCCCCCCCAAAAAAGAAAAUUUCAAAAGAGA
This is a messenger RNA of Marmota monax (woodchuck), 6414 nucleotides long. It is a transcript of the gene Znf646, whose product is annotated as zinc finger protein 646. Gene Ontology annotation, molecular function: DNA-binding transcription factor activity, RNA polymerase II-specific; RNA polymerase II transcription regulatory region sequence-specific DNA binding. Gene Ontology annotation, biological process: regulation of transcription by RNA polymerase II. The record is from RefSeq and is a predicted model, not a curated record. The coding region runs from base 529 to 5964 and encodes 1811 amino acids. Gene Ontology annotation, cellular component: nucleus. NCBI's taxonomy places the organism in Eukaryota, Metazoa, Chordata, Mammalia, Rodentia, Sciuridae. The transcript has 3 exons.